Messenger RNA from Onychomys torridus (southern grasshopper mouse), 3199 nucleotides. It is a transcript of the gene Crnkl1, whose product is annotated as crooked neck pre-mRNA splicing factor 1. Gene Ontology annotation, cellular component: precatalytic spliceosome; U2-type catalytic step 2 spliceosome; Prp19 complex. Gene Ontology annotation, biological process: spliceosomal complex assembly; mRNA splicing, via spliceosome. The coding region runs from base 333 to 2405 and encodes 690 amino acids. NCBI's taxonomy places the organism in Eukaryota, Metazoa, Chordata, Mammalia, Rodentia, Cricetidae. The record is from RefSeq and is a predicted model, not a curated record. Gene Ontology annotation, molecular function: protein binding. The transcript has 15 exons.
CUGCUCACAGCUGCACGCAUCCCGAAGACACACCUGACUGCGCCCUCGCCUCCCGGGUCCUGCGUCCCAACGGCGCCGCCCGCCAUACCCACCUCACCCGCAGCUCCAGCUCGCCGCCCUGAUACACAGAGGACGCGCAAACGGUUGCUAACGGAAACGACGCGACGUUUCGCCCGAUUCGUGCGGCGGUCAAAGGUCGUCCUGGAGAGUUCCGCUUCCGGUUCCGGGAUCUAGUUUGUUGUGGGCCGGCUCUCUGGUGUGAGCUGGUUUUCAAAGCCGGUUUCUGAGGUUCAGGUGUGUGUCGGGGUUGCUCCGGUCCAGCGGCUGCAGACAUGGCGGCCUCUACAGCGGCAGGGAAACAGCGGAUUCCCAAAGUGGCCAAGGUGAAAAACAAAGCUCCAGCUGAGGUACAGAUAACUGCCGAGCAGCUCUUAAGGGAGGCUAAAGAAAGAGAGCUCGAGCUCCUUCCACCCCCGCCUCAGCAGAAGAUCACAGACGAAGAAGAGCUAAAUGAUUACAAACUUCGGAAGAGGAAGACUUUUGAAGAUAACAUAAGGAAAAACAGGACUGUGAUUAGUAACUGGAUAAAAUACGCACAAUGGGAAGAAAGUCUAAAGGAAAUUCAAAGGGCUCGAUCCAUAUACGAGCGUGCCUUAGAUGUAGACUAUCGGAACAUUACACUCUGGCUGAAAUAUGCAGAAAUGGAAAUGAAGAACCGCCAGGUCAACCAUGCCCGAAAUAUCUGGGACCGAGCCAUAACAACUCUGCCCCGAGUCAACCAGUUCUGGUACAAGUACACAUACAUGGAGGAGAUGUUGGGCAAUGUCGCUGGUGCCCGUCAGGUGUUUGAGCGCUGGAUGGAAUGGCAGCCUGAAGAGCAGGCCUGGCACUCCUACAUCAACUUUGAGCUGAGAUACAAAGAGGUGGAGCGGGCCCGUACCAUUUAUGAACGCUUUGUGCUUGUGCACCCUGCUGUGAAGAACUGGAUCAAGUAUGCCCGAUUCGAGGAGAAGCACGCUUGCUUUGCUCAUGCACGGAAAGUCUACGAGAGAGCAGUGGAGUUCUUUGGAGAUGAGCAUAUGGACGAACACCUGUAUGUGGCCUUUGCUAAAUUUGAGGAAAAUCAGAAAGAAUUUGAAAGGGUACGAGUUAUCUACAAAUAUGCCCUGGAUAGAAUUUCAAAACAAGAGGCCCAAGAACUCUUUAAAAACUAUACCAUCUUUGAGAAGAAGUUUGGUGACCGGAGGGGUAUUGAAGAUAUCAUCGUGAGCAAACGGAGAUUCCAGUAUGAAGAAGAAGUGAAGGCUAAUCCACACAAUUAUGAUGCGUGGUUUGAUUACUUACGAUUGGUGGAAAGUGACGCAGAAGCUGACACUGUGCGGGAAGUCUACGAGAGGGCCAUUGCCAACGUGCCGCCCAUCCAGGAGAAGAGGCACUGGAAGCGCUACAUCUAUCUCUGGAUCAACUAUGCACUCUAUGAAGAGCUGGAAGCCAAGGAUCCUGAGAGGACAAGACAGGUAUAUCAAGCGUCUUUGGAACUAAUUCCUCACAAAAAGUUCACAUUUGCCAAAAUGUGGUUAUAUUAUGCACAGUUUGAAAUACGACAGAAAAAUCUGCCAUUUGCCAGAAGAGCUUUGGGGACUUCCAUAGGCAAAUGUCCAAAGAACAAGUUAUUCAAAGGUUAUAUCGAACUGGAACUACAGCUUCGAGAAUUUGACAGAUGCCGGAAGCUUUAUGAAAAGUUCUUGGAAUUUGGACCUGAAAAUUGUACCUCAUGGAUUAAGUUUGCAGAAUUAGAGACAAUCCUUGGCGAUAUCGAUAGAGCCCGGGCAAUCUAUGAAUUAGCCAUCAGCCAGCCACGCUUAGACAUGCCAGAGGUACUUUGGAAAUCAUAUAUUGAUUUUGAGAUUGAGCAGGAAGAAACUGAAAGAACGCGAAACCUUUACCGACAGUUGCUUCAGCGAACACAGCAUGUCAAGGUAUGGAUCAGUUUUGCUCAGUUUGAGUUAUCCUCGGGAAAAGAAGGAAGUGUGACUAAAUGCAGACAGAUUUAUGAAGAGGCCAAUAAAACCAUGAGAAACUGUGAAGAAAAAGAAGAGAGACUUAUGUUGCUGGAAUCCUGGCGAGGUUUUGAAGAUGAAUUUGGAACAGUUUCAGACAAGGAAAGAGUAGACAAACUCAUGCCAGAAAAGGUCAAGAAGAGAAGAAAGGUCCAGGCCGACGAUGGGUCUGAUGCCGGGUGGGAAGAAUACUAUGAUUACAUCUUUCCAGAGGAUGCUGCCAACCAGCCUAACCUCAAGCUUCUGGCAAUGGCCAAGCUUUGGAAGAAACAGCAACAAGAAAAAGAAGCUGCCGAACAGGAUCCAGAUAAGGACAUUGAUGAGAGUGAAUCCUCAUCUUUUUAAAUCUUAAAGAGUGCCAGAUGACUUCAGCACUAGCAGUUUCUAAGAAGGUGCCUUACUUCACCACCAGCAGCACUGAGUUAUAUCCUUUUACGAUUCUGUAUGAUCUGAUACAUUAAAGUGGGUGCUCACAUGAUUUUAGUUUGUAUGUCUUUUGACUGGUGAGACUGAAUUAAAUCUUCAUUAGCCUCCUCUGCCCUUGUAAGCUACCAGUUAAUUACCCAACCUACUAGCAGUAGUCAGUGGAACACGGUCUACAAAUGGUCUAGAAAUCCUAUUUGUGUUGUAAGCCACCAAUCUGUUACUGCAGCGACCCUAAUUUAUUUACCACACUUUUUGCUCAUUUUCUACUGAGAUGAGAGAAACUGCUAUUACCAAAAUCCUUUAUUCACUUCAGCAACACAUUAGGAGACAGAUCAUAGGCAGUGACAGAGAAGCUGUGUAGUGCUUCCCAAAGAGAUCACCUCCCCUCUGCUGACUUCACUGCCAGAAACACAGAUACAAAGGUGUGCUCUGGAAGCUAUCUAGACCCACAGACCCAGGUGCUCAUGAGCACGGCUGCUGGAGACAUCACAGAGUUGUCACAGCAGAGGGAGGCCCCCAAUCACUGUUCUGUUGCUGCUGUGUACAGCCAGGUUUACUGAGGCUGGCCAAGGUGAGCAGCAGAGCUACAGUAGUACUUUCAUAGAAAGUCAUUAUGGUAAUGGUUCGUGGGCAAGCCUAAGACCACUCCGCUCAUUUUUGUAAUCACUUUCAAUGUUGCUUAUGUUAUUAAAAACCUACGUGUUUCAACUUUU